CAAAGGGUGCCUGAUUUGUUUUCGGCUUUGCUUUCUCUUUUACUUCGUGUGGUCUUUGUAUCACCUCGGCAUCAUUCUGUUCAAUCUAAUAUUUUCAUAUUUUCAGAAUACUUUGAUUGAUAACAGUGCGACCCCACCUUGUCCAUUUACAUUCUGCAGGCAUAGUAAACAAGGGCUGGAAUAACGGAAUUUUUAAGCCAAUCAAAAAUCCGGACAGUAGAUGUGUUAACCAAUCAAAAUAGAUCUAACUGCAUCCCCGCUGAACGCUCGACUUCACUGGGUGGACUGCACAUUUCUGUUGGAUAGAUUUGAAUCUGCAAUUCAUAGUGUUUUUGAGUCAACAAUCAAGAUAAAGAUGCAGUUCAUGCUGCUGUUCAGUCGGCAGGGUAAGCUGCGGCUGCAGAAGUGGUAUGUUCCCCUGUCGGACAAAGAGAGGAAGAAGAUCUCCAGGGACCUGGUCCAGACCAUUCUAGCCCGUAAGCCCAAGAUGUGUUCCUUCCUGGAGUGGAGGGACCUCAAGAUCGUCUACAAGAGAUACGCCAGCCUGUAUUUCUGCUGUGCGGUGGAAGAUCAAGACAAUGAGCUCAUCACGCUGGAGAUCAUCCACAGAUACGUAGAGCUGCUGGAUAAGUACUUUGGCAGUGUGUGUGAGCUGGACAUCAUCUUUAACUUUGAGAAGGCCUACUUCAUCCUGGAUGAGUUCCUGCUAGGAGGAGAGGCUCAGGAGACCUCCAAGAAGAACGUACUGAAGGCUAUAGAGCAGGCAGACCUGCUGCAGGAGGAUGCCAAAGAAGCUGAAGCCCCACGGAGUGUCCUGGAGGAGAUUGGCCUGACAUAAACUCCCUCCAUCACUGCCCCAACUAUCUCCCUCUCUUUACUCUCUCUCUCUUCACGGGGGGCCCAAACAUCUUGUUCUCGCACCUUUUAAUGUGCUGUAGUGUUGUCUUGUACUAAAACUCUUAUCAUGUUGUUAAUGAUACUUGUGCCAACUGUCUGUUCCUUUUUUUGUUGUUGUGCCUCGUCAAACACUCACCUUUUGAAACCCCUGGGGUAUAUGCAGCCAGUGGCCACAAACUACACCAGUAAUAACUGAAAUCUCACCCACCUUCCUUAAGUCCGUGUUUCUGUGGAACAUGACAUGUCCGUGACGGCCACUUUAACUCCAGUCUCGUCUAGAGAAUUUAAAACAAUUCAAAGUAUAUCAUAAAGAGUUAAGAAACCCCAUUUUUACUUAGAUGGGAUGUUCACAAGUGAAAAGAAAGCAAAACGACGUCAGUAUUUUUAAAGAAGUGUUACAGUUUAAAAGUAUUCAUGUUCAUUCUUUCAUUGUUUUGACCAAAGAACACUGUGUUAUAAUCAGAUGGUUUUGAAGAUAAGUGGUGUUUAGGGGGAAAAUAUGUGCUCUCUCAGGGUUGGGGUCAAUUCUAUUUAAAUUCCUAUCAAUUCAGAAAGUAAACCAAUUUACACUUUUUACUCAUUGAAAAUCAUUGAAGGAAAUGUGCAUUGGAAUAUCAGUGUAUUCCUGAAUUUACAUGGAAUUGACCCAAGCCUUGCUCUGUAUAGCCUGAGUCCCGGAUCUUUGUGCUGUCUUGCUACCUCCUGUGUCGUUCAAUAUGUUCAGUCGGGAAGACAGCACAAACACACCUGGGACUUCUCCCAUUCUGCAUGCUUUAAAAGGCAAGGGAAGAGUAACACUGGGGACUCCUCCCACUCUGCAUGCUUUAAAAGGCAAGGGAAGAGUAACACUGGGGACUCCGCCCACUCUGCAUGCUUUAAAAGGCAAGGGAAGAGUAACACCGGGGACUCCGCCCACUCUGCAUGCUUUAAAAGGCAAGGGAAGAGUAACACCGCCCACUCUGCAUGCUUUAAAAGGCAAGGGAAGAGUAACACUGGGUACUCCGCCCACUCUGCAUGCUUUAAAAGGCAAGGGAAGAGUAACACUGGGGACUCCGCCCACUCUGCAUGCUUUAAAAGGCAAGGGAAGAGUAACACCGGGGACUCCGCCCACUCUGCAUGCUUUAAAAGGCAAGGGAAGAGUAACACUGGGGACUCCGCCCACUCUGCAUGCUUUAAAAGGCAAGGGAAGAGUAACACUGGGUACUCCGCCCACUCUGCAUGCUUUAAAAGGCAAGGGAAGAGUAACACCGGGGACUCCGCCCACUCUGCAUGCUUUAAAAGGCAAGGGAAGAGUAACACUGGGGACUCCGCCCACUCUGCAUGCUUUAAAAGGCAAGGGAAAAGUAACACCGGGGACUCCGCCCACUCUGCAUGCUUUAAAAGACAAGGGAAGAGUAACACUGGGGACUCCGCCCACUCUGCAUGCUUUAAAAGGCAAGGGAAGAGUAACUCCGCCCACUCUGCAUGCUUUAAAAGGCAAGGGAAGAGUAACACCGCCCACUCUGCAUGCUUAAUAAGGCAAGGGAAGAGUAACAUCGCCCACUCUGCAUGCUUUAAAAGGCAAGGGAAGAGUAACACUGGGGACUCCGCCCACUCUGCAUGCUUUAAAAGGCAAGGGAAGAGUAACUCCGCCCACUCUGCAUGCUUUAAAAGGCAAGGGAAGAGUAACUCCGCCCACUCUGCAUGCUUUAAAAGGCAAGGGAAGAGUAACUCCGCCCACUCUGCAUGCUUUAAAAGACAAGGGAAGAGUAACACUAGUGAAAAUGAACAAAAAGGGAUUCUGUUACUAAUCGAACUUCUCUUCGUCACACAAUGUUUUAACUGUCAAUGAAAAUGCAUUUAGGGCACUUGAUUCGUAGCCUGGUUCUGUUCAUGAAGUGAUCGUGAAACUGGAAUAUUCUAGUUGAAUCAUAACAGGCUACUUGUUAUUGAGGAAGGUUGUGACAAUUGAAGCACAAAUCAUGAGGUACUCCCACUAUAUCACUGCCUGUGGUAAGUGCACACGGACAUGACCAGUUAAUGAAUUGUUUACAAAAAACCAUUGGUUAAAGAAGCCUAAAACCUGUUGCAAUUCCCUGUCUACCGUACAGACUGCUCCUUUACCAAUGACCAGAAUGGUGUCCUGUUAAGACAUUUUAAUGUUCUCUUUCAGCUUGUACUGUGUUUGCUCUUUAACUGUGGUGAACAUCCCAAAUGGCACCCUAUUCCCUACAUAGUGCACUACUUUUGGCCAGAGCCUAUGAAGAAGUGCACUAUAUAGGGAAUAGGGCACCAUGUCUUGCUCCUGUGUACAUUAUGAAUCAUUUCAAAGUAUUGCCUUUAUUUUACACAGACUACUGUCACUACUUCAGUUCUCUCAAAUACGGUAAAUCAUUAAAACAAUAAAUGUCUAUGGAUUAGCA
Molecule: messenger RNA, 3299 nt
Organism: Oncorhynchus mykiss (rainbow trout)
Lineage: Eukaryota; Metazoa; Chordata; Actinopteri; Salmoniformes; Salmonidae
Source: RefSeq, a predicted model, not a curated record